Prorocentrum cordatum is the source of this 428-nucleotide messenger RNA. Lineage: Eukaryota; Dinophyceae; Prorocentrales; Prorocentraceae. The record is from the annotation of a GenBank genome assembly.
GGCUACGGCGGACCGCCGCCGCGGCCCGGCGGCGGCAGCGGCGGCCUGGGGACAGGGAGCACGGCCAGCUGCGCUGCGUACGGCUGUCGAGACUUUGACCGCUCGCAGGACUGCCAGUGCAACCCAGCCUGCGAGGAGCACCGCAGCUGCUGCCCGGACUACGGCGAGCAUUGCGCCCGCGGCAACAGCACGCCACCGCCACCGGCGGAUGGGCGACAGGAGGCAUUGCUGGAGCCCCGGUUGCGCGGAUGCGAGUCGGCCUGCCCGUUGGCUGGCGUGAUCGACUCGUGCGCCAAGCAGGUGGACGGGCAGACGAAGCGGACGUUCGCCGGAAGGCCCAAUGCUUGCCUUCUGGCGUACAGCGCGGUGCUGCAGGAGUGCCCCAGCUGCUCGAUGUGCUCGUACGCUUCCCUCGACUGCGCUGGGGG